Brassica rapa (field mustard) is the source of this 4530-nucleotide messenger RNA. RefSeq names its product probable WRKY transcription factor 41. Gene Ontology annotation, biological process: regulation of DNA-templated transcription. Gene Ontology annotation, cellular component: nucleus. Gene Ontology annotation, molecular function: DNA-binding transcription factor activity; transcription cis-regulatory region binding. Lineage: Eukaryota; Viridiplantae; Streptophyta; Magnoliopsida; Brassicales; Brassicaceae. The record is from RefSeq and is a predicted model, not a curated record.
AAAUUUAUUAACAUACGUUAAAUUUUUAUAUCUACGACUAUACAAUAUCUUUUAUUUAUUUUGAAACUCUCAACAAUAUAUUGUUUAAUAAAAUUUAUAUACAAAAAAUAUAAUGGUAUAUAAUAUGGAUAAUUUGAAAAGUUCCCUAUUUGUGAUUUGAAAUUUGAAAAAUAUACCUUAUUUUUUCUGAAAAUUAUACUUUCCUAUAUAUGAAAAGACAUUUUACCCUAAUUUAAUAUAAAACUAAAAACUAAAUUUGAAAUUAAUUAUGUUUUUAAAUAAUCAUAUAUUUGAAAUAAACACAUGUCACUGAUUUAAGAUAACAAAUUGAUAAUUUCUGAAAGAAUUUAAAAUCUACAUAACAGAAUACACAAGUACGUUGUAAGCAAAAAUUAUAGUCAUCAUAAUACACAUAACCUUUCUAGCAUUAUAUAUUAGUUCAAUAAUUUAUAAUUUAAUUUUUAUUGUCGUACCUAAGUUUAAUUUGUAAAACAAAAAAAAAAAGUCAAGACUCCAAAGAAGUUAAUAAGAUUUUUAUAUAAUCAUUUUUAGAUAGAAUUUUUCCACUAUGUUCUUGUGGCGUUUCAUGAAGACUGUUUGUUUAUGUUGUUUUUUCUGAAAUACGAUACCAACAGUUAUUGAGUGCUAGUUUUUAUAGAUAUUAGUUUAAUAAAUGUUUUCCAAUAUAUUUACGUAGAUCACACUAUAAAUACAUGAACAAACUGAUAUCAUAUUUGGAAAUUGGAAAUUGUAUUGUUAUGAUGAAUCAUUCGUACGAAGAAUGUUUCCGUACUUUCUAAAUGUUGUAAGAAAAUGUUAUGCUCCAUAUUCAGGUCGUUUCUCAGUUCAACCUUAAAUGUAAGUGUGUGGACUCGGUUAAGAAAACCUUUAAUUUAAUAUUUUUAUAAUAAAGCAAAACUAGUUUUAGUAAAAUAUGAUUUUCCCAUCAAUUUAUAAUCUAAAUGCAAUGAAACUGCUUGCAAAUCAAUCAUCAGAUAUAGAAUUUAAGAUAAUUGUAGUCUUUGACGUUGGACUUGGUCAGCAAAAACCUUUCUGUACGAUCUCGUAAUUUCAUAAAUUUUCAAAGAAUGUUAACUUUUUUGUUUGUUUUAAGAAUGUCAACUAUUAAUGCUCAUAAUCCUGUUUCUUUUGAAAAUUAGGAAUUUCCGUUACAUCCCUUAAACUCUAUUACCUAUAUAUCAUGUGCAUGCAGUUCGAUAUUAUAAUGUCAAAAUAGGUAUACCAUCCUGAUGUAUUUAGUUUUAUCCAAAUAAAACAAUUCUUAUAUUUUUUAAUAAACUAGAGUUCUACUCUUUAGUAGUUAAAAACAACUAACGAACAAAAUUUAUGAAAGAGCAAAUCUCUUAGAAAAUCUCCAGAAAUAUAUUUAUUUAAAGGUUUAGCAAAACUUGAAAUUUAAGGUUUGAUAGUGUUUCUAUCCAAGAUCAGAACUUUAUAUUAAACCUAAAAUAUUUUAAGUUUUACAUUUUAGUUCUUAAAACUGAUAAAAACUUAUUAAAAUAUAAUAUUUUAAAUAAUAUAUAUAUAUAUAUUCUACAAAACUAUAUUUUAUAAAACUAUUCAUAAAAUUAUUCAAUCUAAAGAUGAAAGAACCAUAAAAAGAAUCCAAUAACAAUAAACAGCUUUCGAUUAAGCCAAAAUUAUAUGGACAAUAUUUUGGAGAUUUGAAUGAUUUAAAUCAAAUUUUCAUAAAUUUAAGCACUUUAAUAUUUUAAAUUUAUAUAAAAUAAUUAAACUGUAAAAUUAUGAAAAUUUUAUAAGAUAUAAAAUUAUAAGAACUAAAACGGAUUUGAAAAGGUUGAUAAAAUUAUUUAGAAGAAAGUUAAGUGUAGAAAGUUAAAAAAUAAAUAUAUGAACUUCAAAGAAUAGGUUUUAAACUUUUUUUUUUUUACAACAAAAGGCUAAGAAAUUAAAAGGAUCCCUGAUCCGAGAGCCCCCUCGGGAGAACGAAAUCAACAUAAACCAUAGUAGAUAGCGAAGUCCUAGCACCUCGUGCCAGCUCGUCUGCCAGUGUAUUUUGCGCCCUUGGAAUAUGUUGGAUAGAAAAGUUGAGAAAGAAUUCCUUACAUCGUAGAAACUUUAAAACAUUAAACUUGAUGUUUCAGUGUUCAAAAUCUUGAAAUUUAAAGUUUUAAGGGUUUUGGAGCACACAAAACUUUAUAUUUUAGUUUAUAAAGUUUCUUUAGUGAUGCUCUUAGAUAGUACAAACACAUUUACAAAAGAGCAUAUUUAAAAAAAAAAUCAUUAAUAAUGUUUAAUUAAAAGAGAAAAUGACUAAAUUACUCCACAUUCUAAAAUCUUACUCUAACUCAGUCUUCAAUUAUAAACCUUAAAAUCUAAUUACUAAAUUUAAAAUUUAAUAUAAAAUAAAAUAAAAUUAACUUUUAAUUAGUGCUAUUUUGAGAUUAUUUUUCCCUUGUGUAUUAUUUUUGAUACUAUUAUAUGGUAUUUCUCUUUAUUAAAAUGUAAACCGGAUUAUAUUUUGAGUUUCAGGUUAAAAUCUUCAAAUUACAAAAGAAAAUGUACAAUCAACUUAUAGUAAUAGUUUGUAUUUACACUUAUAUGUCAUAAUUUAGAUUCAAGUCCAAUAAGAUACAUGUGUGCAGUGUGAAUAUAUAUAUAUGUGAGAUCAGAUUCGUACUUGCUAAAUAUACAACAACAAACAACAGAAAAAUAAAGUGUGAUACAAGAACUUGUAGGUGUUACAAAAAUAUAAAACAAGUAUCUAACAAUUCUAAUUAAUACUGAAAAGAACCUUAACUACGUCAACAAAGACAUAGUUUGAAAGGGUACAUUGAAAGGUACAUUUACUUAUAUAUGCACUUUAUAAUAAUUAUUUACUAAACCACUGGAAUUAUAGAAUUAAUUAACUUGGUUAAACUAAAAUAAAUCAGAAUUUGAAUUAGUCAGCAUUUGACCUUCACCAAUCAUAACCAUUAUAUACACACACACUCUGGAACUACUGUACAUACUUGUUGACGAAGACCAAUGACUAUUCCAAGCUUUGAAUUGGUCAAAUGUUCAAACACAUUCUUCACUCAAUUCAGAUCUAAAGCCUUUAAAUUUCAAAAGAAAACGAUCUUCAUCUAACCACAACCCCAAAAGCUUACCUUUUUCUCCUCCUCAAUCCUAUAAAUUCUUAAUCUAAACCUUACCAUAAGAAGCUAAAAGAUAACCGUGUUUUAUAAACAUUACAUUUCCUCCCCUUCUGUGUCAAGAAAUCCUAUAUAAGGUACUGCUAUUAACUAUUUUUUCCGGUGAUCGCUUCACCGGUAAGUAUCCGGCAAGGGCUUCUUUGAUCGGAAACAUUGGCACCGACCAAAUUACACUUUUGGUGAGAUAAUAUGGAUAUGUCGAACUGGGAGCAGAAGAAUUUGCUAAGUGAGCUGGUUCAUGGGCUGAAGGCGGCAAAGCAUCUCCAAGCUGAGCUCGGAACAGCUUCUUCUCCGCCACCACCAUGGUUGUCUUCUUCUUCCUUAUGUUUGACGACGGAGAUGAGAGAAACCCUCCUACAUCAGAUCGUUUCUUCCUACGAGAAAGCUAUUUUGAUGCUAAACGGUUCCAACGUAGUACACAGUCAGACGGCGGAGAUGGUAAAUCUUGCGGCGAAUCCUGUAGCUAACAACGGUAAAGUUCCAGAAUCUCCGACUUCGAUUAACGGAAGUCCGAGAAGUGAAGAGUUUAUUGAUGUUGGAGGAUCGAAAGAUUACAACUUGAGCUCUAAAAAGAGGAAGAUGUUGCCAAAGUGGACAGAGCAAGUGAGAAUUAGCCCAGAGAGAGGCUUAGAAGGACCUCAUGAGGAUGUCUUCAGCUGGAGAAAAUAUGGCCAGAAGGACAUUUUAGGCGCCAAGUAUCCAAGGAGUUAUUACAGAUGUACAUUUCGUAACACACAGAAUUGUUGGGCCACGAAACAGGUCCAGAGAUCGGACGAUGAUCCUACGAUCUUCGAUUUGACAUACAAAGGAAAACACACUUGCUCACAGGGAAUCCCACCUCGGGAUAAGCCAGACACUACACCAAACACAACACUCAUAAAUUACCAAAAUGACCUUCUCGCCAAUCUCAGGACCAAUCUUUCUGUCCGUACUACCAACGGGAUCGAGAGCGACGGUUUCUCAUUCCCAGUUACGCCACCUUUUUACUCGUACGAGUCCGAUUUCGGCAACGGCGGUGGAACGUUCUGCGACAUGGGAAAUUAUUCUCGUCCGUCGGAUUUUACGGGAUUGAUCUCCACUAAUACCUCUACAGGAAGUUCUCCAAUUUUCGACGUGGAUUUUCAGUUUGAUCCAACGGCCGAGAUUAACACUGGUCUCCACACAUUUCUCCAUGAUUCGGUUUAACUUCAAUUAGGGAUUAAAAUAUUCUUUGAGAUUAUUAAUAUAGUUCAAAAUAAGGAUUAUUACUGUUUGACAAAAGUAAAACAUUUUCAACUAUUUUUAUUACACUAAUGUAUAUCUAAUUUUGUAUCAAAUUUUGGUUUAGUAAUUGAGUAAUUCGGUAACUAUUUGG